This is a messenger RNA of Frankliniella occidentalis (western flower thrips), 1862 nucleotides long. RefSeq lists its product as uncharacterized. The transcript is spliced from 7 exons. NCBI's taxonomy places the organism in Eukaryota, Metazoa, Arthropoda, Insecta, Thysanoptera, Thripidae. The record is from RefSeq and is a predicted model, not a curated record. Bases 238 to 1608 code for a protein of 456 amino acids.
GAGGGGCGCAGAGCUGCGCAGAGCAGAAGAAAAGAGAGGGAAACGAAAGCUUGGGGAAACAUGUUCAUGUUUACGUUGACGUUUGUUUUCGAAGAACCUGUGCAUGUCCGGCCGGCAUUUGGACCUGGAUCUCAACGUCAGCCUCGCAUGAUAGUACUCUCGUCUUGAAGUUAUCAGGAAACCUGGGAUCGGUAGCGUCAGCAACCACCCGUAGCUGUUGACUUACUGUAUCGUAAUAUGAGCAAUAGUCCAAAUAAUAAUAAUAAUCGCAAGAGGAAAGGAAAUGUCGCCAGCACUGCUGAUGCCAGUCCGACGAAGGAGAGGGUCAGCACCCGCCAUGCUUCGAAGUCAAGUCAAGAAAGCCCUGCUCGUCCCUCCCAAGACUCGAAGAAACGUAAGAAAAGAGAGAGUUCAGCCAGUUCUAGCAAUCCUACCAGGGCCAGCCCUCGCCGGUCGUCCAGGAACAUUGACAGUUGUACCACAGACAACAUGGCAGUAUCAAGGGAACGUUGCUACAAGACCCCACCAAAGACGAGGGUGUCUAGGAAGGUUGAAAGAGCUCCCGUGUUUGAGACGAGUAAAGGCCUCAAAGGCUACACUUCAGAUGGGAUGUCAUUCGAAUCUGUUCCUGAUGACGAUUUACCAGACAUAAAUAUAGCGUCACCCUAUAAAGGCAAACAAUAUUCGAAGGAUGACAUUGUGUGGGCCCCUUUAGUUACCAAGCAUUACAAUAUGCUGUGGCCAGCUGUUGUUACAUCGGUUAAGGGGCCCAAUGUAUGUUUUCUGUUUAUCGAUGCUUAUGAUAAACCUGUCCGUAGAACACAUGCUAAAAGACUGAUACCUUUUGAUAAUUCUUCUAAAAACUUGGAGUUGAAGGAACUAGGCGAUAAAACUCCAGGAUUCAAAGAAGCAUAUGAACUAGUUAUUAGGUAUUACUGUAAUAAAAAACAAAAUACAACAUUAGAUGCUCGACGCUUCCUCACACGUCCAUAUGACGAAAAUGAUAAAGUUGGGAUGGCCAAAAGCUUUCUCUUCAAACUUACUGGAAAAUGUGAUGGCCAAACAAAAAAUUCUGAGGAAAUUGAGGAUUUUGAGGAUAUGGAAAUUGUAGAUAACGAAGACAUAGAUGAUGAAAUGGAGGAAAAUGGUGAGGAGCCAAAAGUUGUAAGUCCCCAAUCUGAAAGAAUCAGAGAAAUAUUAGAAGAUUUAGAAACUUUACCAUCUCACAUGACUGUUUCAGCAGAGAAACAUGAGAAGAUGAGAACUGAAGCUGAAAAACUGUUACCUUUCUUACAAUCAAAAGAUUGUUUUGAAUAUCUAAAGAAAAUACGAGAGGGCACCCUCAAAAGUUCUCGCCACAUAAGGUAUAUGAAAGGGGAGAAAGUUCAGGGAGGGCUUGGACCAUUCACCCUAUUUACUGACCUAACUGAACAGUUCUUAUCAGCACUUGACAGCCAUUGUGAUGAUUAUGAUUCUUAUGAUUAUAAACACAAUGUGAUGCUACCAGAGGCUUUAUUAUAUGCAAUCUCAAAGUAUAAGGACUGUUCAAAAUUUGAUGCUAAAAAGUAUUAUAACAAAACCUGCCAAAAAGUUGGCAUCAGAGACUGAUUACAAUUCUACUUGAUUAUAGUUCACACCUAUAAUAUAUAUUUUUCAGCCAGAGAUUUGUUAUGCUUAAUAUGUCAAGUAUACUUAAGCACUGUAGUUAUUCCGUGAGCAUCGAUGCCUGUAAUCCUCCCUGAUAGUUGCCUGGCACUUAACAAAUGCCUUGCUGCUCAUUAUCUAGCAGAUCUAUCAAAAGACUGUUGUUCAGUUUAUCAUAUUUUAAACGUAGGUAUAAAAAUUAAAUAGAAAAGUAUGAA